CUCUCUCCUCCCUGUGACGCGGUCCCGGGCUGCGCUGCUCUCUGGUCCCGUCUCAGCUCAAACCCCCUUGAGUUGGUGCGUCCGUCGUCCUCCCAACCUGCGGUGCGGUGUGUGACGCGCGGUGCGGUGCGGUGCGGUGCGUUGCGGUGUGUGACGCGCGGUGCGGUGCGGUGCGUUGCGUUGCGGUUACCCGGUGUCCUUUCUGCUCCACGCCGCCCGCCUUGUCCCGCGUACCAGCGAACUGUCUCCACACUCCUGUGCCGGAGGAGACGGGAGAGAACCCGAGGCGCCGAGCGACGAGGAGAGGGCGGAACGGAGGCGGAGGAGAGUGGGAAGAAGAAGAGAGAAGAGUAGUCGCGGCAGUCCCCCUCCGGUCGCCCGGACUGAAUCUGCGCCGCCGUGAAGAUGCUGAGGAGAGCCGGCGUGUUGUUGGCCGUGGUGGCUCUGGGGUUGAGCGCCGCUCACACCAAAGUGAAUAAACACAAGCCGUGGAUUGAGACAUCGUACCACGGGGUGAUCACCGAAAACACGGACGUGGUGCUGCUGGACCCUCCUCUGGUGGCCCUGGACAAAGACGCCCCCAUCCCCUACGCAGGGGAGAUCUGUGCGUUCAACAUCCACGGGCUGGAGGCCCCGUUCAAGGCGGUGGUGCUGAACGGGACGUCCGGCGAGGGCCAGCUGAGGGCCCGCGGCCUGGUGGACUGCGAGCUGCAGAAGGAGUACACCUUCAUCAUACAGGCCCACGACUGCGGUUCGGGCCCCGAGGGCGCGGAGGGGAAGAAGUCCCACAAGGCGGUGGUGCACAUCCAGGUCAACGACGUGAACGAGUUUGCGCCAGUGUUCCGGGAGCCGCAGUACCACGCCGCGGUGACGGAGGGCAAGAUUUACGACAGCAUCCUGCAGGUGGAGGCCACUGACCAGGACUGCUCCCCACAGUACAGCCAGAUAUGCAACUACCAGAUCACCACAAGCGCUACACCCUUCGCGAUAGAUCGCAAUGGUAACAUCCGGAACACGGAGAAGCUGAGCUUCGACCGCCAGCAGCAGUAUGAGAUCCAGGUAACCGCCUGGGACUGCGGCCAGAAGAGGGCGCUGCAAAGCGUCCCCGUCCGCAUCGACGUCAAGCCCGUCUGCAAACCUGGCUGGCAAGGUUGGAAUAAACGAGAGGACUAUGAGCCUGGAACGGGAAGUAAGCAGCUGUUUCCCAAGAUGCACCUGGAGACCUGUGGGGGGCCGCUGUCGUCGGUGAGGACCACAGUGGAGCUGCAGACCAGCCACAUCGGGAAGGGCUGCGACCGGGAAACCUACUCUGAGAAAUCUCUACAGAAGCUCUGUGGGGCCUCGUCGGGCAGCACCGACCUUCUUCCUGCCCCCAGCGCCGCCACCAACUGGACGGCUUCGCUGGUGACCGACAGCGGGCGGGACAGCGACUUGAUCUUCAGGUUCGACGGGCGGCAGGCGGCGAAGAUCCCUGACUGGGUCGUGCCGCAGAAUCUGACGGACCAGUUCACCAUAGCGACGUGGAUGAAGCACGGGCCCAGUCCCGGACUCAGAGCCGAGAAGGAGACGCUACUCUGUAACUCGGACAAGACGGAGAUGAACCGUCAUCACUACUCACUGUACGUCCACAACUGCCGCCUGGUGUUUCUGCUCAGGAGAGACUUCACUCAGGUGGACACGUUCCGACCGGCCGAGUUCCACUGGAAGCUGGAGCAGAUCUGUGACAAGGAGUGGCACUACUACGUCAUCAACGUUGAGUUCCCGGGGGUGACACUCUACGUGGACGGCGUGACCUACGACCCUUACCUGGUGACGGACGACUGGCCCAUCCACCCGUCGCAGAUCGACGUGCAGCUGACAGUGGGCGCCUGCUGGCAAGGCGGGGAGGUGACCAAGCCGAGGUUCACUCAGUAUUUCCGGGGCAGCCUGUCGGGACUGACCAUCCGACCGGGGAAGAUCGAGAGUCAGAAAGUCAUUUCCUGUCUGCAGGCCUGCAAAGAGGGACUGGACAUCAACUCCCUUGAGAGCCUGGAUAAGAGCAUAAAGUUCCACUUCAACCCGGCCCAGUCCAUCCUGGUAAUGGAGGGAGAGGACCUGGAGAACAUGAACACUGCCGUGAGGAAGGUCUCCUACAUCAACUCUCGCCAGUUCCCCACACCGGGCAUCCGACGUCUCCGCAUCUCCACCACUGUCCAGUGUUUCGGUGAGGACACGUGCAUCACCAUCCCGGACAUCGAGGCGGUGGUGAUGGUGCUCCAGCCCAGCGAGCCCAGGAUCACCAUCACCGGAGCGGAGAGACUGAGCCGGCCGGCGUCCGGCCUCAGAACACAAGGCGGCGUGGCACUUUUCCAGGACCUCCACAUCAGCAGCACAGUGACCAGGGCAGACGCCAGCGCACAUCACACAGCACGUCGCCCCGGGGUGCUGGAGGAGAUCAUUCAUAACUUGGACUAUUGCGACGUCCUGGUGCUGGGGGAGGAGCUGAGGCCAGAGCAGGAGUCCCUGCAGCUGCAGCGGAGCGCGCUGCUCGGGAAACACCUCGACGCCACAAACUCCACCUCGGGAAUGUCCAUAUACGGUGUGGACUCCAUGUCCAACUACGAACAGGUGAUCCGACAGGUGCGUUACUUCGCCUGGCAGCCUGCGCCGCUGGCGGACAGGAGAUUUCGCCUCACCUGCUCGGAGCUCAACGGACGCUACACCAGCAAUGAGUUCAACCUGGAGGUGAGCGCGCUGCACAGCUCCGAAGCCGGGGAACACGUCAGUCACAUGGUGGCCCCGCCUCAGUACAUGCAGGUGGUCCACCAUCCGUCCAUGAUGCACAGCCUGUACCCGAGCCACAGCUCCGGCGUACCGAGCGCUGCCACGGUGGUAAUCGUGAUGUGUAUCGCCGCCCUGGUGGUGGUGGUGGUGCUGGGCAUCUACCGCAUUCACCUGAACCACCAGCAGGAGGUCAAGCUGGCCGAGGCGGCGAGAGAGGCGGACGUGAGCUCGGCUCUGUCGAUCACCGUCAACCCAAUGGAGAACCUGGAGGAUCCUCAGGCUGCAGAGGGGGAGGUCAGUGAGGAGGAGGAGGAGGAGGAGGAAGAUGACGAGGAUGACGAGGAAGAAGAAGACGACAUCACCAGCGCCGAGUCAGACGACAGCGAGGAGGAUGUGGACGUCCAGCUACCCAGGAUGCAACGCUCAAGCACAAAGGGCCAGAACUGGGACAAAACAACGAUAUCUUAUUGAAACACACACAGUCACAGUCACACACACACACACACACACACACACACACACACACUCCGCAACAUGUCCAUACACAAACCUCAAAUCAGAGGGUUGAAAUAAAAAGACUUUAUGUAAUGUUGAUGAUCUAAAAUGAGGUAAUAUGUUUUAUUACUGGAAGAUGACACUUAAACACACACACACACAAACACACACACACACACACACACACACACACAUGAACACACGCACACACACGAACAGAGUGCAAUGAUUUAACAAUAGCCUUGUCUGAAAAACCUCCCGUUUUAUACAACUGAUAAGAAUUGAAAUGACACAACCUCGCUGGCCAAUCAAAUGGCUCGCUUCCUUCUUAAAGGGACAGCUCGUCAAAUUUAGGUGACGUCUUUCCUCCGCCCGUUACAGUGUCCACGCCAUCAACUACAGUCUUUAGUGAAAAGUUGUUCGAAUCCCAUGUCGUCGAUUGAACCCCUGCGCCGCACAUCCACUUCAACGUGUGUCCGAUUUCCGCCGUGAGAUUUUCCGAUGUCUUUAUUUAAGAAAACUUAGUUGCAAAAAAAAAAAAGUUAAAGACUAUUUUUUGGUUUGUAUAUUUGUUAUGUCAUCUGCCGGUCUUUAUUCCAGCCUACAUGGCGAAGCCAGGUGAUUUUACAGAGAAAAAAAAAGCAUAUUUUCAAUGGUACUCAAAAAACAUAACAAAAGACAAAAAAAGAUGAUCGGUCGUGCCGUCGCAGACGUCGUGUUGGACAAGCCGAGGGCUCUGAGUUCCGGGGGUCUUGGGAGAGACAGAGGAGUCUCCUUGUACAUUUUUAUACGCCUCCUUUCUUGUAAAUAGUGAGUAUAGUAGGUGACCCUCCCGCACCCUCCCUCCACCCGGGGACCCUCCUCCGCCUGUACACAACACACACGCCACCUCCUCACAUACAUGUAUAUAUGUACACACCCCGGGGUCUCUGCCGACGAGACGCCCUCAGUUCCUCCCGUGUGUUUUCGAGCUCGGUGUUCAAAUCAUUCCAGCUGACGGCGACCUUUGUGCGUUUGCGUGGGCGGAUGUGCCACUGCCUCCACGGCGACCGGCACCCUGUUCACGCCCCGGCGCUGACCUCCGACCCGACCGAUGCGAUCACGGGCGGAGGCCUGGCCACACACGAAGGGCCGCCGUUCCUCCGACUCGCUACAGUUUCACAAAGGAGCCAAAGUAUUGUCUCAGUCAUCUCAGUGGCCCCUACGUGGAUUUGUUCGUGGCCGCAAUAUCAGCACUGACCCCCACGUAAUCAUUUCUAUCGUUUUGGUUUUUUAUAAAGGAGUCCUCGUCGCCAGUCACACACGCUCCCGUACCCAUCUAUUUGGGAUGAGCUAACGUUCAAUGACAACAGCAGCCCGACUGUUGAAAUCAGCACUUUUUGUCCAUAAAAUGAUAAAUAUCCAAUGACAACAGAGCAUUUUGCAAAGUAGGUGACAAAUACAGCCACUGACUCAAAGGGAGAUGUCCUGAGUGGAGAGACGGGCUUAACCACUGGAAUUCACCAAGAGAACAUUUAUAAACUCACCUGCAAGAAAAGUUCCAACUUCCCCCUAAACUUCUAACUGUGACUGAAACCAAUGGGAGAAAUCGGAGUCACAUUGCACAAGUCCCACUCCUUUAGAAGCACUUGGGGGCCACUGAGGUCAAGUUGCCUGGCGCCACUUCCGGAUCAGAGGGGAGGAGCGGCGAAUGCGUUCGACGGUGUCGCGUUUGACACGGUUAGGAAAACCCGGGCGACGGGUUGUUGUUGUUGUUGUUGUUGUUGCUGUUGCUGUUGUCGUUUCGUUUCUCCCCCACGUCUUGAAGGGAACAGAAGAGUUCUCUCACAAGACACCGGGUGUGUGUUUCAGGGGCCGGGCGUCCGACCUGCCAACCUCUGGAGCGUUUCCUCCCCCCGACCUGCUGUGUGUGUGUGUGUACUGUAGCUCCGUGUUCAUGUGAAGAUCUCAUCAUAUGUUGUUUCCCUCAUCGACUGUGACACCUGGUCUAGUGACGUCACCUCCUCUCACUUACGAGCCCCCACACACACACACACACACACACACCCACCCGUCUUAGGUGGAUUCUGCAGCGGCCCCGAGCCCUGAUGUUGUCCUGAUGUUUGUUUUAGAAGUGGAGGCCGGUGAAACUAACAUAAUAAACCUUGUAUAACGUGUUUUUAUUUUUUAUUUUUCUGAAUUUGACCCCCCCCCCCCCCCCCCCCCCCCUUGGACUCUUUGGUCUGUUUUUCUUUGGAAUGGUCACGACAGCACUUUCUGUAAAUUGGCCAAUAAAAACUUGUUUUGGAA
Messenger RNA from Scophthalmus maximus (turbot), 5547 nucleotides. Its product is annotated as calsyntenin-2-like. The record is from RefSeq and is a predicted model, not a curated record. Bases 406 to 3234 code for a protein of 942 amino acids. Gene Ontology annotation, molecular function: amyloid-beta binding; calcium ion binding; X11-like protein binding. Gene Ontology annotation, cellular component: postsynaptic membrane; cell surface. The transcript is spliced from 17 exons. Gene Ontology annotation, biological process: positive regulation of synapse assembly; homophilic cell-cell adhesion; positive regulation of synaptic transmission. NCBI's taxonomy places the organism in Eukaryota, Metazoa, Chordata, Actinopteri, Pleuronectiformes, Scophthalmidae.